AUGCCAAAGUAUCAUCCAAACAAAAACGAACUAAACCCAUAUAUUCCUCGAUAUAUAUUAGAAACACCAAGAUAUCAACAAGAUAUAACUAACAAAUCUUCUGAACAACAAGAGCAACAUACUCACGAUCAAACCACAACCACCCAUGAUCCAUUAGCCCAUCAACGGAAAACGGGGGAAAUCAUCGAUAAUAGUGUAGCCCAAUCAGGAACUGGUAUUAAAGAUGAAUUCAAGGGCACAAUAAGAGUAGAAGAAAAUGAAACCUAUGAUAGUAAACGAGAUCGAUGGUAUGGAUAUUCUACAGAGGAAUGGUUAACCCAUUUGAAAAAUUGGAAUGAAAAAAAGCAACCUCGAAAAAAUCAAUCAACACCAGAUAAUGAUGAUUCUGAUGAUACUGAUUAUGAAUUGGAAUUAAUUGAAUUAGAAUUGGAUCAAAAAGAUAUGAAUAAAAACAUUAAAAAAGAUCCCAUGGAGAAAAUGCUUAGAGAUAGACAAGAUAUACCAGCAUAUAUUUAUAAUAUCACUUCUAACCCCAACAAUAAAAUAAGAAUUGAAUACGAUCCUAAAUCUAGAUUAGCCAAAGAUUCUGCAAAAGGGUUUUUAAACAAGAGGAAUCAAUUUGUUAAAAAAUUAACUGGUGAUGGUGAUAAGUUGAUGAAACUACAGAAAAUGGCACAAGCUCUUGAUAAUGAACAAGAAAAGGAUCGGAAAUUGGCUAAAUUAAAACAAGAAUUUUAUGGUGAAGAAAAACCGAAAACUAUACCACAAACUGAUUUGAGUCUAAGUCUCGAAGCAAGUCCUACAUUAAUGAUGUUGAAAUCAAAACAAUUGCAAAAUGAAAAAAUGACAAAAACAUUGCAAAGCAAGCAAGAGGUUAUGGAAAAGUAUCAUGCAUUGACAGAAUCAGAUAGUAAUGAACUGAAAAAGAAAACGGGACACCUUGAAGAUCAAUUGUUUUUAAAUCACAAAUAUAUUUAUGGCAGUUACUAUGAAAAUGGUAAAUGGGGGUAUAAAUGUUGUAAACAAUUUGAUAAAAAUUCACGCUGUACAGCUACUGAUUGA
Molecule: messenger RNA, 1062 nt
Organism: Candida dubliniensis CD36
Lineage: Eukaryota; Fungi; Ascomycota; Pichiomycetes; Serinales; Debaryomycetaceae
Gene: SLU7
Product: mRNA splicing protein
Exons: 1
Coding region: 1-1062 (353 amino acids)
Biological process (GO): mRNA splicing, via spliceosome
Cellular component (GO): spliceosomal complex
Molecular function (GO): pre-mRNA 3'-splice site binding
Source: RefSeq, a predicted model, not a curated record